Messenger RNA from Vanrija pseudolonga, 2979 nucleotides. RefSeq lists its product as uncharacterized. The record is from RefSeq and is a predicted model, not a curated record. The transcript is spliced from 5 exons. Bases 328 to 2862 code for a protein of 844 amino acids. Gene Ontology annotation, molecular function: nucleic acid binding. Lineage: Eukaryota; Fungi; Basidiomycota; Tremellomycetes; Trichosporonales; Trichosporonaceae.
CCCGACUCUGCGCGCCGCCGCCGCCGCUAGCUGACACGGAAGCACCCGCCGCGUGCACCGCCGCCGCCGCCGCCGCCGCCGGCGUCACCACGCCUUCGGUCCACCCACCACCCACCACCACUACACUACUCCUUUCGCACCGGCGCGUGCACGCACGCACCACACACACACUCAUCCAGCCGCCGUCACUUGUACGCGCGUACAUCCCAUCGACGCCGAGCACGCACGCGCACCCCACCCGCCCAUCGCUCACCCGCGCUCCGCUGCACGAGCGAGCAAGUGAGCGAGCGAGCCCGGCGUACCCGCGCCGCUCCUGUUCCCGCCAUUAUGACGACUGCGCCAGCAAUGUCGGGACAGAGCGUAUCGCCCCAGAACCACCUCACGCCCAGGCUAGGCGCCAUGCCCCUCCAGACGCCGUUCUCAGCGCUCGCCCUCGACGACGCCGUGGCCCCACCGCCGUCGGGGAGCGUGUCGGCCGACAACGAGCCAGCUGACACGGACGUGAACGUGGACGCGGACGCGGACGCCGAUCACUCCGACGAUGCGGAGCGCGACGUCCGCUCGCCGAGCCCCGCGCUCACCGUCUCGAAUGGCCCCACGUCCCCGCCGAGCGUUACCGACUCGCUCGCGCCGUCAAACAGCGCAAUGACCUCGCCGAACCCCACUACCAUCUCGACCACGAGCAUUCCCCCCGGCCUGCCCCCGCUCGGCACGGCCGUCCCGACCGUCGCGGCGCCAAAGGCCGAGCUCGGCUUUGGCUCGCUGCAUGCCGAGGAGGAGAUCAAGAAGGCCCUGUCGGCAAAGGACAGAUUGUUCGUGCUCAUGCUCGGCAAGGAGUUUGAGGCGUUCAUUGGCCGCGUAGCGCGCGGCGAGAUCACCUCCAGAGUGCCGACCAGCCAGGCGUCGGCCUCCACGUCGCUCAUGGACUCGCUCGGCCCGUCCAAGCGCAUCGACGUGACCGCCAUCAGCAAGUACCAGCGCAUGUUGACGUACAAGCUCGCCGAGUGGUACGGCCUGCGCGUGGUGCCUGGUGUCGAGGGGUCCAUGGUGGUCGGCGUGCUGGGAGCACUAGAGGAGAAGUCUUUGACGUUGAAGAUUGCCGGCCUCGUGCCCGAGGCGACUGCACCCCAGACGCAGUUCCGCAUCAUGCAGCGCGCGACGCCGAGCGCAGGCGAGACGGAGAACUCGUCACGGGCCACGUCGGUUUCGGGAGAAGACAACGGAACCGAGUCGUCCGGCCCGCGCGGCAAGACGCUCGAGGAGCGGACGCUGGCCUAUGCGCUCGCGCGGAAGCGGAUCAUUGGCGAGGGGCUAGAGGACGAUGCCGCGUCGUCGACGUCUGCGAGCGGCUUCCCUCGUUCAAGGCAGCACUCGCGUUUCGGAGACGAGGAGGACGACAUGGACAUGAUGCCCAGGAGGGCAUAUCCCCCAGACAUGGAGUACGUCUACCCUUCGCUGUAUCCUCCGGGCGACAACCAAGGGAACCCAGGACUUGCUCAAGGCAUUCCGAUUCCCCAGAACGCGCCGUACGGGUACGCCCCGAUGCAAGGCGGGCCAUACCAGGGUUACAUGCCGCAGGGCAUGGGCUAUCCACCAAACGACGGACGCGUCUACAUGCCGCCCUACCAGCACAUGCCGCAGCAGGCAUACGGCGCGCAGAUGCAGAUCGGCGGCUACCCUCAAGGUUGGCAGCAGCCACCGCCGAUGCAGCCUGGCCCACCACCAGGGAUGAUGGGCGGAGGGCAGAUGCCAGGCAUGAUGAUGCCGCAGGGAUGGUACCCACCAGACAUGGGCAUGCCACCGCCCCCAUCCAACAUGAUGCCGAUGAUUCCUCAAGGCAUGCCCUACGCGCCCACCUACCCCCACCCUCAGCCUCAGCCUGGCCCGACACUGGUCCAGCCGACGCCGAUGCGCCACGACAGGCAUCCACUCAGCUCGACGUCGUCGUCCAUCUCGUCGCGCUCGUACCAGGAUAUGAACUCGCGCCCACACUCGCGCGGGUCGACGACCAGCACACGCAGCGCAGCCAGCAGCGUCAGGUUAGGCGCCAUGUACCCUGUUGGCGGGCAGGCACCAGUGUAUGGCUACCGUCAAAAGGCCGUCAAGGUGGCGUCAUCGUCGGCGACAGUCGCACCAGGUGUGGGCAACGCUGCCGAAGGCAGGCGCAACGGCCGCCAGAGUCCGGCCUCCACUACAUCGUCUCGCUCGUCCCGCCGAGCAUCGUCGAUCCAGAUCACGCAACCGUUACCCGGCCAGCACCCCCUCCCUCAGCGUCCAGACUGGGCGGCCAACAAUGUGCCAUACCACCCAUCGCCCUUACCACCAUCGGGGCACUCGGACGCCAGCACCGCAGACUUUCCGCCGCUAAACCGCGGGUCAGCGACCAACGCUGCCGAGCCGAUGCAGGUUGAGAAGGUCAAGAUGAGACCGUCAGCGAGCGCGUGGAACGGUGCGGCUCGUCAGCCCCACCCGCACGUCGUGCCCGAGCCGACGCCGCAGCCUCAGUCGCCGCUGACGCCACACGCGGCACCAACAAUAUCGCUGUUUCCGAACCCGAUCUCGCCCAAGGCGUCGACGCCAGUCGCACCGGUCGUGCACGUCGAUGUGGAGGCCGACCCCGACUUUCCUCGGCGCAUCCCCAGCGCGCGCACGCCGGCGCUGUACGAUCCCAGCGCGCCGGCGCGUACGGCGCGUGUGUCGCCCGCUCCCGCCCCGGCGCCGACGCACACGCCCCUAGCCGAGGUGGUAACGGACGAGGUGAUCGAGGCGCGUAUCGCCGCGCUCAACAUCAAGGGCGUGAGCAUCGGCCCGCCUUCGACGCGCCAGCCGCCGAGCUACGCCAAGAUUGUACGCCGCGACUAGAAUGUGUAUGAGAGAGACAGACAUGACGAGGGAUGAGGGACGAGGGUACGAGCAUAGCCGCAUGGAGCGGACGCACCUGCGCAGCAUAGCAUGAUUGAUGCAUCACAGUAUCACGAG